CAGCGAAUUGAACUGUAGAACGGGAAGGUGCGAUUGUUAAAUUUGUGUUAUUUUAUUAAAUAGUUCUUUGUUACUGUUAUUUUUUUGUAAUCAGUUUGUUAUACGUAAUGUGGUUGGCUGGAGACGAUGACAACAUGAUCAUACGCGAGUGACGUUUCGAUCCUGCACUCCCUUCGAUUUGUGUUGAUAAGCCUGGACAAAUCUCACGCUGACACGGCCGGACGAUGAAGACAAGAGGAACACAAUAAUCUCUCAACAAACGUUUCAUGCACACGCGGUCGGACAUGAAAGAGUUGGCCUUGCCGUCCUCCUGGUGCGCCCCCCACUCGUUCCCCGCUGCCUCAACACGGGCGCUCAUCAGCCUCCUGGUCCCCGCUGCACCAGCCAUCACCACCACCACCUCCACCUCCACAAUAACAGAGCGACAAGAAAAAUUUUCUAUCAUCGGACACGGUACAGAAGAGGAGCUGCAUCUUCAGAAGGGAGAGCAGCUUCUAGAGGCGCCGUCGGUAAGGGAGCUGCAACUACAGCAGUUGACCGCCGCCGCCGUCGUCGUCGCAGUCCACACCCUGAGAGCCACGGAGUGUUAGCAGUCGAGACUUGCCAACAGUAUCAACAAGACAAGACACAGAUUCAUCAGAACCGACACAAGCAGCAAUGUCCGACGACUCAUCGUCUAUCUCAGAGGAAGAACGUUGUUUGUUCCGUCCUUUCACUCGGGAAUCGCUGGCCGCCGUUGAGGCACGGAUCGCAGAGGAAUAUGCCAAGCAGAAGGAACUCGAGAAGAAAAGAGCGGAAGGCGAGGGGGAAUUUGGACGGAGGAAAAAGAAAAAAGAAGUUCGGUACGAUGACGAGGAAGAAGAUGAAGGUCCGCAACCGGACGCGACGCUGGAGCAAGGGGCGCCGAUUCCAGUGCGGAUGCAAGGCGCAUUUCCUCCUGAGCUCUCCUCCACUCCUCUUGAGGACAUCGACCCCUAUUACCAUAACCAGAGAACAUUCGUGGUGGUAAGCAAAGGAAAGGACAUUUUCCGGUUCAGUGCGACAGAUGCCAUGUGGAUUCUGGACCCAUUCAACCCAAUCCGGCGGGUAGCCAUCUAUAUUUUGGUUCAUCCCUUGUUCUCACUCUUCAUCAUCACCACCAUUUUAACCAACUGCAUCUUCAUGAUACUGCCUUCGUCUCCCACAAUAGAAUCCACUGAAGUAAUUUUUACUGGCAUCUACACAUUUGAGUCGGCUGUUAAGGUGAUGGCGAGAGGGUUCAUACUUCAGCCAUUCACAUACCUUAGAGAUGCAUGGAACUGGCUGGACUUCGUAGUAAUAGCUUUAGCUUAUGUAACCAUGGGAAUAGAUCUAGGAAACCUGGCCGCCUUGCGAACGUUCAGGGUGCUCCGAGCUUUGAAGACUGUUGCUAUUGUUCCAGGUUUGAAGACCAUUGUUGGUGCUGUGAUUGAAUCUGUGAAGAACCUGCGUGAUGUGAUAAUCCUCACGAUGUUCUCACUCUCCGUGUUUGCCUUAAUGGGGCUCCAGAUUUACAUGGGUGUCCUCACGCAGAAAUGUGUCAAGAACUUCCCUACAGAUGGCUCAUGGGGGAACUUGACAGAUGAAAAUUGGUUCAAUUUUUGCAGUAACGACUCUCACUGGUAUAUUCCAGAGGGUAGUCUGGAUCAUCCCUUGUGUGGAAAUUCAUCAGGAGCUGGUACGUGUCUACCUGGUUAUACAUGCCUGCAAGGUUUUGGUGGUAAUCCCAACUAUGGUUACACCAGUUUUGACACCUUUGGUUGGGCUUUCCUGUCAGCCUUCAGACUGAUGACACAGGAUUACUGGGAGAACCUUUACCAACUGGUACUGAGGUCUGCAGGUCCAUGGCACAUGUUGUUUUUCAUUGUGAUCAUCUUUUUGGGCUCAUUCUAUCUCGUGAACUUGAUUUUGGCCAUUGUCGCCAUGUCGUAUGAUGAGUUGCAGAAGAAGGCUGAGGAGGAAGAGGAAGCUGAAGAGAAAGCUUUAAGGGAAGCUGAAGCAGCAGCUAUUGCAAAAGAGGCCAAAAGAGCAAAACAGGCUGAUAAAUUAGCACAGGCAGCUCAGCAGUCAUCAGAAGUAGUGAAGUCUCCUUCAGGGUGCUCAUGCCUUAGUUAUGAACUGUUUGUGGGACAGCCUAAAGGCAAUGAUGAUAACAAGAGAGAAAAUAUGAGCAUUCGAAGUGAAGGUGGGGACUCGAUAAGUGAGCACAGAGGGAGGAUUGCUGGAGCCAAUGGGAGCAUGGUCCGCAAGGUGAGUGCGGUUCCUCACUGUCAGUACAGAGAUUCAAAUACUGCAACUAAAAGCCAGUUUACUUUUACAUACCCGGAAAGCCUCGUGAAGGCAAGUCUGAGUCUGCCAGGUUCACCAUUUAAUUUGCGCCGAGGUUCCCGUGGCAGUCAUCAGUUCACAAUUAGAAAUGGACGUGGGAGGUUUGUGGGUCCACCAGGUGGAGAUCGAAAGCCUCUUGUUCUUUCUACAUACCUCGACGCACAAGAGCAUCUGCCUUAUGCAGAUGACUCAAAUGCAGUAACGCCAAUGUCUGAAGAGAAUGGGGCGAUAGUUGUACCAGUUUAUUAUGCUAAUCUUGGAUCAAGGCAUUCCUCAUACACAUCUCAUGCAUCUCGGAUAUCCUACACAUCACAUGGGGAUCUCCUUGGUGCGCCUAAGACCAAGGAGAGCCAACUGAGAGGUCGGACAGGACGGAACAACCCUUCACAGAUGCCUAACUCUACAUCUGCUAUGCCAGAUGAGCAUAAAUACAUGGACACAUCUGUUGAUAGUGACAGUGGAGCAGUCAAAGCAAAACAUGGAGAUAACCCAUUCGUUGAACAGAUGCAAUCAACAACUGUUGUUGAUAUGGAUGAUGUGAUGGUGCUAAAUGAGAUCAUUGAACAGGCAGCAGGUCGUCAGAGUCGGGCCAGUGAGCAAGGAGUCUCGAUCUAUUAUUUCCCGACAGACGAAGAUGAUGAGGAUUCAACAGUUAAACAGAAGUUAUUAGCUUUGUGUGUGCGGGGAAUUGAUGUCUUCUGCGUGUGGGAUUGUUGCUGGCUGUGGCUGAAGUUCCAAGAGUAUGUGGCCCUUCUCGUGUUUGAUCCAUUUGUUGAGUUAUUCAUCACGUUGUGUAUCGUCGUCAACACCCUGUUCAUGGCUCUUGAUCAUUACGACAUGAAUAAGGACAUGGAGAGAGCUCUGAAGAGUGGCAACUAUUUUUUCACUGCAACCUUUGGCAUUGAGGCAGCACUCAAGCUGAUGGCCAUGAGUCCCAAGUUUUACUUCCAGGAAGGAUGGAAUAUCUUUGACUUUAUCAUUGUUGCACUCUCUUUACUGGAACUUGGGCUUGAAGGUGUUCAAGGCCUAUCUGUACUGCGAUCAUUCAGAUUGUUGCGUGUCUUCAAGCUUGCGAAGUCUUGGCCGACAUUAAACUUGCUCAUUUCCAUCAUGGGCAGAACAGUUGGUGCUUUGGGAAACUUAACCUUUGUGUUAUGUAUCAUUAUUUUCAUCUUUGCUGUCAUGGGCAUGCAGCUGUUUGGAAAAAAUUAUGGUGACAAUGUGGAGCGUUUCCCAGGGAAAGAAAUGCCAAGAUGGAACUUCACAGAUUUCAUGCACUCUUUUAUGAUUGUAUUCCGAGUGUUAUGUGGCGAGUGGAUUGAGUCCAUGUGGGAUUGUAUGCUUGUUGCGGGUUGGUCCUGUAUACCAUUCUUCUUGGCUACUGUAGUGAUUGGAAAUUUGGUUGUAUUGAAUCUGUUCUUGGCCUUGCUGCUCAGCAACUUUGGUUCAUCAAGUCUGUCAGCACCAACAGCAGACAACGAAACCAACAAGAUUGCUGAGGCGUUCGAUCGUUUUUCACGGUUCUUUAACUGGAUUAAACGUAGCGCACUGAAUGUGGCAAAAAUGUUGCGCGCAAAAUUAACCAAUCAGAUAUCCGAUCAGACGCCAGGUGAGGGACCCUCCUCCAGUUGGAAAGAAGAUGCCCAUGAGCAUGACACAGAUCUUGACCUCACAGCGGAUGAAAUUCUGGCAGAUGGGAUGGUAUAUCGAGACAAGAAAAGUCCAAAAGAGCAGACACAGCUGGAAGUGGCAAUAGGUGAUGGCAUGGAAUUUACCAUUCAUGGAGAUUUGAAGAACAAAUUGAAGAAGGAUAGUAAACAACUAAUGAAUAACACCAAAGUGAUUGGCAACUCAUUUCAAGGCAACCACAAAGACAAUCGGAUAGAGAAUGAAUAUUUACAUAAUCGGCAAGAGGAGGACACGUUAAGUACGAAUACAUAUGGAAGUCACAAAAACCGUCCAUUCAAGGAUGAAAGUCAUAAAGGAAGUGUAGAGUCAAUGGAUGGGGAGGAGAAGAAGGAUGCAAGCAAAGAAGACUUUGAUCAAGAUGGUGAUCUUGAGGAAGAUGGCGAAGGAGAAGAAGGAAACUUAGGUGAAGCCAUCAUCCUGGAUGCAGGCACGGAGGACGUAAUGUUGUCUGACUACCCUGCAGACUGUUGCCCUGAUAAAUGCUAUAAACGCUUCCCCUUCUUGGCUGGAGAUGAUGAUUCUCCAUAUUGGCAAGGGUGGGCUAACCUCAGACAAAAGACUUAUCAGCUCAUUGAGAACAAGUACUUUGAGACAGCUGUAAUCACCAUGAUUCUGCUUAGUAGUCUUGCACUGGCUCUUGAAGAUGUACAUCUUCCUCAGCGACCCAUUCUACAAGACAUCUUGUAUUACAUGGAUCGCAUCUUCACUGUCGUCUUCUUCAUUGAAAUGCUAAUCAAGUGGCUUGCCCUAGGAUUCAAAAAGUACUUCACGAAUGCAUGGUGCUGGUUGGAUUUUGUCAUUGUCAUGCUGUCUCUGAUUAACCUUACGGCUGUUUGGACCGGUGCAGCCGAUAUUCCCGCGUUCCGCUCCAUGCGGACCCUUCGUGCACUGAGACCCUUGCGUGCAGUCUCACGCUGGGAGGGCAUGCGAGUGGUGGUGAAUGCCUUGGUGCAAGCUAUCCCCAGUAUCUUCAAUGUGCUUUUGGUGUGCCUCAUCUUCUGGCUCAUAUUUGCCAUCAUGGGUGUACAGCUGUUUGCUGGAAAAUACCACAAGUGUGUAGAUGCCAACAGUUCAGUUCUAAGCUAUGAGAUCAUUCCAGACCGUAAUGCCUGCAUUGCUGAAAACUAUACGUGGGAAAACUCUCCAAUGAAUUUUGAUCAUGUGGGGAAAGCUUACCUCUGUCUCUUCCAAGUAGCUACAUUCAAAGGCUGGAUCCAGAUAAUGAAUGAUGCCAUUGACUCCAGAGAUUUGGACAAGCAGCCAAUCAGGGAGACCAAUAUCUACAUGUAUCUCUACUUUGUAUUCUUCAUCAUCUUUGGCUCCUUUUUUACCCUCAACCUAUUCAUUGGUGUGAUCAUUGAUAACUUCAAUGAACAAAAGAAAAAGGCAGGUGGAUCACUAGAAAUGUUCAUGACUGAGGACCAGAAGAAGUAUUACAAUGCUAUGAAGAAAAUGGGUUCAAAAAAGCCUCUUAAAGCUAUUCCAAGGCCAAAGUGGAAGCCUCAAGCUAUUGUGUUCGAGAUCUGUACAAAUAAGAAGUUUGACAUGAUUAUCAUGUUAUUCAUCGGUUUAAAUAUGUUGACAAUGACACUGGACCAUUAUCAACAAUCUAAGCAAUUCAGCGAUGUCCUCGACUACUUGAACAUGAUUUUCAUUGUGAUCUUCAGUUCAGAAUGUCUCAUGAAGAUCUUUGCAUUGAGAUAUCACUACUUCAAGGAACCAUGGAACCUGUUUGAUUUCGUAGUUGUCAUCCUAUCUAUAUUGGGGCUUGUGUUGAGUGACAUCAUUGAGAAGUACUUUGUAUCCCCAACACUGCUUCGAGUGGUGAGAGUGGCCAAGGUGGGUCGAGUCCUGCGUCUGGUGAAGGGUGCCAAGGGUAUUCGAACUUUAUUGUUUGCUCUGGCCAUGUCCUUGCCAGCGCUCUUCAAUAUUUGCCUCCUGCUAUUUCUCGUCAUGUUCAUCUUUGCCAUAUUUGGCAUGUCCUUCUUCAUGCAUGUCCGCGACAAAGGUGGCCUUGAUGAUGUUUACAACUUCAAGACAUUUGGACAGUCCAUGAUUCUGCUCUUUCAGAUGUCAACAUCUGCAGGAUGGGAUGGUGUGUUAGAUGGUAUCAUUAAUGAGGAUGAUUGUCGCAAGCCUAACAAUGAGCUGGGCUAUCCAGGCAACUGUGGGUCUGCAACCAUUGGAAUUGCGUUCUUGUUGUCAUAUCUUGUCAUCAGUUUCCUGAUUGUUAUCAACAUGUAUAUUGCUGUCAUUUUGGAAAAUUACUCCCAGGCCACAGAAGAUGUGCAGGAAGGUUUGACAGAUGAUGACUAUGACAUGUAUUAUGAAAUCUGGCAGCAGUUUGAUCCAGAUGGUACACAAUAUAUCCGCUAUGACCAGCUGUCAGAUUUCCUUGAUGUGCUUGAACCUCCACUACAGAUACACAAACCAAACAAGUACAAGAUAGUGUCAAUGGACAUUUCAAUCUGCAAAGGUGACCUCAUGUUCUGUGUGGACAUUUUAGAUGCCCUUACAAAGGACUUCUUUGCAAGGAAAGGAAAUCCUAUUAAAGAGACUGCAGAACUGGGUGAGGUGCAAACCCGACCUGAUGAGGUAGGUUAUGAACCUGUAUCAUCGACACUGUGGAGACAACGUGAAGAAUAUUGUGCGCGGCUCAUACAAAAUGCAUGGCGCAAGCACAAGCAGCAGCGCCAGGGUGGACCAGGUGAUGAUUCUGAUGAUGCUGGUGAUGAUGCAGAUCCCCACGAUCGUCAUCAGACUGCUGUUCUUGUUGAGAGUGAUGGAUUUGUUACUAAGAAUGGGCACCGUGUGGUAAUCCAUUCGCGAUCACCCAGUGUGACGUCGCGGUCAACUGAUGUCUGAGCCAGGCAGCGUCCCCCCCUCCCAUUUGCACGCAAUGAUUAAAAUUAAGCUCUGCUGCCUGCCUGUCUUCCUUUCCUGACUGUGGGCUGGCCAGCAGGCCAAUUACAAACUCAUAGCAUAAACUGUGAGCAUCCAGUUGAUGUCUUGUGGCAGAACCAUUGUCUGCCAUCAAGUUGUCAAGUGGCUCAUGGCAAUGCAAAUCUAGCCCAAAUGACAGGGAGGGAGUGCCUCUGUCCCCCUUGCAUACAACCCAGACAAAGCUGCAAGGUUGAGCUGCAUAUUUUAGUUCCAUCUGUCUUGUCCACAUGAACACAAGUGGCCAAGUGAGCGAGACUGCAGGCAAGGGACAGAGGAGAAUUUUUCAGGAACUCUACAGCCGCAAGCAAUAGAAAUGAAUGUCAUAGAGGAAAAGGGUAAAGUAGUUAAUAUCUCUAUCCUGGGCCUUGCAGUUCCUUCCCCACCACUAACAGUUGCCAUGCUCUUGCUGCCUGGCCUGGGACAGGAUAGUAAUUUUCUGUGAAUAUAUAAGAAGGAACAAAUUGGUGUUAAUGGGACCCAAAUGGGUGAGGUACAUGCACACUGACCGGGACUUUCCAUUUGUCUGUGUAGGCAGAUGUCCGGUGGUAUUGACAGUCACAGUAAUGCAGGUUAUUAUAGUGCUGUUGAAAAUCAAGUUGAAUGGCGUGGCAAAUGAUCUCACAUCUUUGCUUAAUUUUCCUUUGCUCUUUGUUGUGUUCUUUGCGUGUGACAUCUUUUCAAGCCCUCCAGCCCCUCAUCACAGGAAAUGAAGGGGAGGUUUGGGUGUGAACUCAGGAGGGGAGGGGCGAGCUCUUUUAACUAGCGAGCUCUGCUGUCUACCUGUCUGCAUAAGCUUGUUAAAGAAGAUAGUUCUUAAAGUGACACAAUACUGAAAUGUGCUUCAUUUGCAAGACAAUUUUUAAAUUAAUUCGAUUCAUUCUCCAAUUUGCCAGUGCUAGAUUUUUUCUCUGUUAAGAAGAUUCAAGCUUGGUAUUGGAUAAAUGAACUUCACCGCCAUCACAUUAAUUAUUUUUGUAUUCAUUUUUUUUUCCUGCUAAUAUAAUCGUUGGGACAAAGUGCUUAGACGUUAAACGCAAUUAGUUGCGACUACCUGUCGGCCAAGGUUGGAGAGAGAUGCUGCCUGCAUGUUAAUUCGUAUUUUCAAUGAGGGUGGGUUUGGGAAUAACAUAAACAUGCAUAUGUUGUUAUUUUUUCCUUCUCAUGCAAGCUCUUGUCGUGUUUUUCACUUGUUACUUUUCUACACUACUUUUCUUUAUGAACAUAAAUGUUUCUUAAUGUGAGGUGUACAUAGAUUUCCAUCCCAGUGUGAGGCUGAGUGCAAAAGUUCUUCAUAGGGCUACUUCUUUUCCUUACCAUGUGCAGGGAUGAGAGUUCUAAACAUGAUACAGACAUGCCAUAAUUUUUUAUAUUGUCUCCAACUCAACUUCAUAUCAGAUUGACAGUUGUGCACAAUUUCAGGUAAUCUGUAAUAAUUUCAAUUUUGAGAGAAACCACAGAGGCUGUUGCUUCCCGGUCUGCAGCCUGCAGGGUGUGUGCCCACAUGAUCAAAUGUGUUAUUUAUGUAUGCUGCGAGAAAUGGUUCCUCUUCAGCAGAGCUGAAUAAGAGUUGAGAACUUCAGUUUGACAUAUGGCAACAUCAUCUUUGUUUAGAGGUCAAAACAAACAACUAUAUACAAUGUUCUAGUACCCUUAUGAUAUAUAUUAUGUUAAAGCAAUUGAUAUUGUAUUUGUUACCACUGUAAUAUUUAGAACUCUUACUUCUUGCACUUGAGGGAGUAAGGUUUUAUUUCGUACAAUAGACGGUUCACUUUGAAUAACCACUCACAUGAGGCUUUACAGAAAGCAUUGAUUUUCAUGCUGUAUGUGUGUUAAUAGUGAUAUAAUCACAUUGUUCUUCAUGAAAUCUGAAAUCUUGUGGCCCUGUUGAUAACAUACUUAAGAAAAGCAAAAGGUACUAUGUGACUACUGUUAUUCUCAUAUCAGUGAAAAUUGCUUUCCCCUUUGUAAGGAAUUUCAUUCUAUAUGAAAGUUCCUAAAGCAAUAAAAAAAAGAGUAUAAAUUAAUUAUUUUAAAUUUAGAGGGAAAUAAGGUGGCAUAUCUCUCAUUAGAUGAGAAAGAAUUGUUUUGUUUACUCAUUUUGUGUUUGAAAUCGGAUCAUUUAUCCUCUUUUUCUGGUCAGAAUGUUCAGUCUCUUGCAUACAAUAAUGUGGCAGCUUGUACAGGCUGGUUGGUGCUAUGUUGUAUGUAUGAGGUUCUGUGUCCUCGACUUGCCUUCCUUCACUGCAGCCCAUCAUACACCCCUCUCCUUCCCCUUUUGUGGGCGUAUGCAUGGGGUGUUGAAUAGAACAGUCAGGGACUCAUGUGGUGUGUUGAACUCAUCUGGCUAGUAAGAUAUUGUUUGUUAAGUUUUACAUUCAGUACCAUUAAGAGUAUGGUUUCAGAAAUAUACUCUUCUGGAAAAGGGGAGUUUAGUUUUUAUAUGAGCUCAACUGUGAGACUGUGUGCUUUCUCACAUAAUGGUAAUACUCACAUUUAUCACUAUGUCAUUCAUUAUGAACUAUCAGCAUCUCUCUUUUCCCCCCAUUUCUUGAGAAUGUAAUGAGACCAGACAGAUAUACAGAAUUUGCUUUGCACUCUGUACACACUUCGGUAUAAUUCCUACCAGCACUGCAUAAAUUGUUUUGAAAAGGUCAAGUGGAAGAAAGAAAUUCUUAAUUUUGUAGUGUAGGCUUUCACAGAAUUUCACAGUCAUAUUAAACAUUCUACUGUCACACUUCCAGAAAUGUUUAUGUAUGAGUUGAAAAUAAAAAAAAGAAUGGUCUCUCAGAAAUAGAAUUCUAUUCCAACUCUGUUGCGUGAGAACUUUCAGUAUAGAAUAUUAUAUUUAUAUCACCAUCAUCAUAAUAAUCAUUGUUAUCAUUCUGGCUUCUUCUUUCAUCAAACAGUAACAAUAACAACAAAAGUUGAACUUCAUUAUGGAUGGCUUUGAUCUGCUCUAGAGCUUUAUAAAUUAUUGCAAAGUGACGCCAAGUGUGUGAUUUGUCCGGUAGUCCAAGUAGUGCAGACAUGUCCAUCAUUUUGUUAUUAAACAUUAUACAUACAACAGUCAGACUGUAGUGGAUGAUAUGUAUAUACAUACAUGAAUACAUUCUCUUGCAAAGUGUGUGACAUCUCACACCGCCCUUGUAAUGAAACACUCAUUAUUGCUGGUUGGUUAUGCACAAAUUGGUUAUUGUAUGUGGCAAAAAAUCACAAAAUAUGCCAUUAUGUUAACAUAUUAAAUAACUUUUUUAAAUCAAUUAUUAUAACAGUUGGCUUUAAGAAGGCAGUUGUUGCUCAAAGUUUGAAAACCAAGACUCUUGUUACUUUUUGCGUUGCUUUUUCUAUACAUGAUAUCCAGAUAUCCAGUGUUGCAACCAAAUUUGAAAUAAUAAAAAUAAAUAAAUAACGUGUAUGACAUGAAACUUCGAUUGCUUCUAAGAUCUGUGAUGCCAUUAUUUUAUUGUGUUAACUCUAAGAAAAAACAGUUCUCCUUGUUAAAGAAUGUUUUACAUAGCACAAUGUUAUGUGGGAGAGAGAUGUGUUAAGGUAAUCAUAAUUAACUAAUAAUAUUAAGUACUCCUGUUGUUGAUGCUUCUUGGCAUGGGUGCUGCCCUAUCACUCAAGGCUUGUUGUAAGCCAGGGCCAGUGGUUGAGCAUGUCUGCAAGGUUCAGUGACAUGACCACUGUAGGUUCUGUAAUUUUUUUAAGAAAUUUCGGUGCAAAGCUGGUCUAGAUACAAAAGAAAGAAACUGCUUAAGUUUAUUGUUUUUAAAAAAUAACUUAAUAGAAUUACAUGCAGUCUCAUUGAAAUAUUUCAUAUGGCAAAUGAAACAGUUUGGAACACACAAGUCCGCAUACUAGUCGUAGUACAUAAAAUAAACCACCCACACAUUUGAAGUGUAUUCAGUAUGUAGCAUUAUUAGGCACAUUUUCUGAGAAUGAUUGCAGGGAAAAUCCCUGUCAAUAUCUUCUCCAUGACAGGAGUUUUUUUUUUAAAGGAAACAAUAAUUUCAAUAUGUUUAGUAAUAAAUACGUUUUAAGCAAAUACUGGAAUUUGGCUGCUUUUUAUAAUGUAUGAUACCAGUAAGGAAAUGAUGUGUGCAAACUGCAUAUUGUUUGUAUAUUAAGAUAUAUUUGAAUAAGAGAGAUUAUAUUAUAUAAUAAUUAUAAAUAAA
Cryptotermes secundus is the source of this 11156-nucleotide messenger RNA. It is a transcript of the gene para, whose product is annotated as sodium channel protein para. Gene Ontology annotation, biological process: neuronal action potential; membrane depolarization during action potential; sodium ion transmembrane transport. The record is from RefSeq and is a predicted model, not a curated record. Gene Ontology annotation, molecular function: calcium ion binding; voltage-gated sodium channel activity. Lineage: Eukaryota; Metazoa; Arthropoda; Insecta; Blattodea; Kalotermitidae. The transcript has 37 exons. Gene Ontology annotation, cellular component: plasma membrane; voltage-gated sodium channel complex. Bases 658 to 6900 code for a protein of 2080 amino acids.